Strongyloides ratti is the source of this 501-nucleotide messenger RNA. RefSeq names its product Calmodulin-like protein 3. The transcript has 3 exons. The coding region runs from base 1 to 501 and encodes 166 amino acids. Gene Ontology annotation, molecular function: calcium ion binding. Lineage: Eukaryota; Metazoa; Nematoda; Chromadorea; Rhabditida; Strongyloididae. The record is from RefSeq and is a predicted model, not a curated record.
AUGUCUUAUGAUAUGGCUAAAACUUAUCAUACUCUUUUAAGAGAAUCAGAAGAGAUUAUUAGUCAGUUGACAAAUCAGGAAAUUGAAGAAUUUAAAGAGGCAUUUAUGUUAUUUGACAAAGAUGGUAGUGGAACUAUAUCAAUUAAAGAAUUAGGAGUUGCAAUGCGUGCUUUAGGCCAAAAUCCAACAGAGCAAGAGAUAUUAGAAAUGAUUAAUGAUAUUGACAUUGAUGGAAAUGGUGUUAUUGAAUUUCCAGAAUUUUGUGUUAUGAUGAAAAAAAUAAUGAAAGAGACAGAUGAAGAAAUGGUAAGGGAAGCAUUUAAAGUAUUUGAUAAAGAUGGUAAUGGAAUUAUUACAGUAUCAGAAUUUAAAUUUUUUAUGAUAAACAUUGGUUUACAAUUUAGUGAAGAAGAAGUUGAUGAGAUGAUUAAAGAAGUGGAUGUUGAUGGUAAUGGAUCUAUUGAUUAUGAAGAAUUUGUCAAAAUGAUAAAAAUAUUUUAG